This is a messenger RNA of Ailuropoda melanoleuca (giant panda), 580 nucleotides long. RefSeq names its product sperm acrosome associated 3 (gene SPACA3). Gene Ontology annotation, biological process: fusion of sperm to egg plasma membrane involved in single fertilization. The record is from RefSeq and is a predicted model, not a curated record. Gene Ontology annotation, cellular component: acrosomal vesicle; sperm flagellum. The transcript has 4 exons. Gene Ontology annotation, molecular function: lysozyme activity. The coding region runs from base 89 to 580 and encodes 163 amino acids. Lineage: Eukaryota; Metazoa; Chordata; Mammalia; Carnivora; Ursidae.
GAGUGGUGGACCAGGGCUGUUGAACUGCCUGCCAUCCCAAAACCCAGUUGUGAGCCAGUGUGGUGGAGGCUGUGCCUCCCCCGCUUGCAUGAAAGCCAGGAGCUGGGCUCCCAGAAGGCAACUGUGCCCGCCGGGGAGCAUGUUGCUGGCCUUUGCCUCUCUGCUCGGCUGCCUGCUCACCUCAAGCGAGGCCAAGGUCUACAGUCGCUGUGAGCUGGCCAGAGUGCUUCAGGAUUUCGGCAUGGAAGGAUACCGGGGAUCCACCAUGGGUGACUGGAUCUGUCUUGCUUACUUCACAAGUGGCUUCAACACAGCUGCUGUGGACCACGAAGCCGACGGGAGCACCAACAACGGCAUCUUCCAGAUCAACAGCCGGAAGUGGUGCAAGAACUUCAACCCGGAGGUCCCCAACCUGUGCAAGAUGUACUGCUCCGACUUGUUGAAUCCUGACCUGAAAGAUACUGUUAUCUGUGCCAUGAAGAUUGUGCAACAGCCCCAGGGUCUGGCCAGCUGGAGGGCCUGGAGGUGUCACUGCCAAGGCAAGGACCUCAGCGACUGGGUGGAUGGCUGUGACUUGUAG